UAUGUCAUUUAAGAGAAAAAUAACCAAAAUGGUAUAAAAGAAUGAUUCUGAAGCAGUAUUUAUCAUAUACUAUUACGACUGCUUUGAACAAAGAAUUUCUAAAGAUGAUGAGAUUCCAGACCUUUUUCUUUUUGAUGGCAUUGACCACCAUGGCAAUAGCCGUUUAUGCACCAACUGAAAAACAUGCAUUAGAUAGACAUGGAGUGGAAAAGGUUUUGCUGGUCGAGAACCAAGAUGGAAGAAACAUCAACAGGCGUCGAGGUCGCGAAUCUCUUUCUGUACUGGAUGUUAUUGAUGCAGGUAGACGAGCAGGAUCAAGAGCUGGAGCUGUUGGAACAUCUCAUGGAAUAGGAAAUGAAUUUCUAACACACGGGUCAUCAGCCAGUAUAGGAUUGUCUGGUGGUUCUCUUGGAAGUAGGACCUCUGUAUCAAGAGGCACUUUAGCUGGUUUGUCUCGUGCUUUAUCUGACGAUGACAGUAUCAGUAAUUGUCAUUAUGGGUGUGGAGAAGACAAGUUAUGUCGUUUAGGACAUAAAUGUGUACAUGAUGGUUGUAGCAGUUACUGCGUCGAAAUUUCUUCUAGCAGGUCAUCAUCUGGCUUGACCAGAGUUUCAAGUAAUGAUGGUCAUAUAUCAUCUGGCAGCAGAAUUGGUACAUCUGGUUUGGCUAGAAAUUUUGAUCUCUCUCGCAGUUCUCGUUUGGAAACCAUAAGUAGUGGCCGUGGAGUGUCUGGUCAUUCGGGUUCUGAUAUUCUUGACGCAAUCAGCUCUGGACGUGUUGGACUAGACAUAGUUGAUUCCAGACGCAGUGGAUCAGGCCGUAUCUCUGGUUCGAGACUCGUUUCUAGGUCAGUAGUAGGAGGCAAAACUGAUUGCAAAAAUGACUGUUUUAGUGAUGGAGAUUGUCCAACGAGCAAAUACUGUGCAUCUGUAAAUUGUCACAUGAUUUGUAGAAGACGACCGUCUAAAGGAUACACAGGGUGAAAAGCCUAUCACCGAAAUCCAGACUUGAAAAUCUUAUUUAUAUUUUUUUACAAUAAAAUAUUACAUUCA
Mytilus trossulus (common blue mussel) is the source of this 1052-nucleotide messenger RNA. RefSeq lists its product as uncharacterized. NCBI's taxonomy places the organism in Eukaryota, Metazoa, Mollusca, Bivalvia, Mytilida, Mytilidae. The coding region runs from base 42 to 983 and encodes 313 amino acids. The transcript has 3 exons. The record is from RefSeq and is a predicted model, not a curated record.